AGUUAGUAUAAUCCAGUAUAAUCGCAUGAAUAGUUUCACGUGUUCUCAGUUGUAUCUCUAUUUUUAUGUAUCUGUACAAAGAAAAAAUUAUAUGAUACUUAAAUGAUACGUCAUGCUAUUACGUAUCACAAUUUCUUAAUAGUUUCUUUCAGUAUUCGUAACGUGUUGUUCGUAAGUUGGAAGCAGAAUAGCGGAACGAAUACUCGGGUUGCUGUCUAAAUUUUAGGUUAAAUUUUGUAUCAAUUCAAAAUAAUAGAACAUGCGUGCAAUUAUUGCAAUAGUAUGUGUCUUCCUUGGUUGUUGCAGCAACGUCGUUUUUUUAGAGCUUCUUGUUAAAGAAGAUCCAGGUAGUGGAAAUCUAAUUACAUUUCUACAGUUCCUUUUUAUAUCGUUAGAAGGAUUUUUAUUUACUUCAAAAUGCGGGACUGUAAAGCCCAAUAUAGGAAUAAAGGAUUAUUUUAUACUAGUAACAAUGUUUUUUAUUGCUAACGUUUGCAAUAAUUGUGCAUUUGAUUUUAACAUACCCAUGCCGCUACAUAUGAUAUUCAGAGCUGGUUCUCUGAUAGCUAAUAUGAUUAUGGGUAUUAUUAUUUUAAAGAAAAAGUAUGCUUUUAGCAAGUAUUUAUCAGUAUUUAUGAUAACCCUUGGAAUUGCCAUCUGUACAAUUGUUAGUGGUAAAGAAAUUAAAUCGUUGCAAGCUAAAAAUGUUGAGCAAAUACCUACCACUCCAUGGGAUGAUUUCUUUUGGUGGGCAUUAGGUAUAUUAUUGUUGACUGUUGCAUUAUUUGUUUCUGCAAGGAUGGGCAUUUAUCAAGAAGUAUUACAUAAAAAAUAUGGAAAAAAUGCAAGAGAAGCGUUGUAUUAUACGCAUCUCUUACCCUUACCGUUCUUCUUAACGUUGGCUCCUAAUAUCUGGGAACAUUUUAAGUAUGCUCUUGCAUCGGAACCAAUGAAUAUAUCACUAAUUAACUUACAUGUACCAAAGUUAAUUGCAUAUCUUAUAGGAAAUAUUCUAACACAAUAUAUGUGCAUCAGUUCUGUUUUUGUAUUAACAACAGAGUGCACAUCUCUCACCGUAACUUUAGUAAUAACAUUAAGAAAGUUCUUGUCUUUAAUUUUUUCUAUAAUAUAUUUUAAGAAUCCGUUUACAAUCUAUCACUGGAUUGGUACUAUUUUAGUAUUUACAGGAACUGUGAUAUUUACAGAAUUAAUACCAAAGAUUAUAGAAAACUUGCCAUCAAGAGAGAAGACAAUAAUACAACAUAAGAAAGUGCAAUAAUAAAUAUGAUUAAAAAAUAAAAUAUUACAUGCUGUUUAAUAUAACAUAAAUAAAUUGAAAAUGUAAGUACUAUCUUCUAGUUUGAAAGAAUCGCCAAAAGUAUCCGAGGUUUUUUAUACAUCUUUUUGUAUAAUAUUUUUAUAAAAUAGAUGUUUAAUAGAUACUUUAUGUCAUAUCACAAAUAAAAUUUUCUGUAAUUUAAAAAGAA
This is a messenger RNA of Osmia bicornis bicornis, 1487 nucleotides long. It is a transcript of the gene Efr, whose product is annotated as UDP-xylose and UDP-N-acetylglucosamine transporter. The coding region runs from base 260 to 1279 and encodes 339 amino acids. Gene Ontology annotation, cellular component: Golgi membrane; endoplasmic reticulum membrane. The record is from RefSeq and is a predicted model, not a curated record. NCBI's taxonomy places the organism in Eukaryota, Metazoa, Arthropoda, Insecta, Hymenoptera, Megachilidae. Gene Ontology annotation, biological process: transmembrane transport. Gene Ontology annotation, molecular function: UDP-N-acetylglucosamine transmembrane transporter activity; UDP-xylose transmembrane transporter activity. The transcript is spliced from 5 exons.